This is a messenger RNA of Monopterus albus (swamp eel), 2824 nucleotides long. RefSeq names its product HPS1 biogenesis of lysosomal organelles complex 3 subunit 1 (gene hps1). The transcript has 18 exons. Gene Ontology annotation, molecular function: guanyl-nucleotide exchange factor activity. The record is from RefSeq and is a predicted model, not a curated record. Gene Ontology annotation, biological process: melanosome assembly; vesicle-mediated transport. Gene Ontology annotation, cellular component: BLOC-3 complex. Lineage: Eukaryota; Metazoa; Chordata; Actinopteri; Synbranchiformes; Synbranchidae. Bases 399 to 2447 code for a protein of 682 amino acids.
CAGCACAUGACUUGUCUUCCCUGACUCACUGGUCUUCAGGUGCCUCCAGGGGAAAUCAACUGAAAAGAGCGGCCAUUUAUUACACGUACUUAUCGGGGGACCGUGGUAGCAUCGACAGCUCUAGCCGUCUUCAGGUCAGACAGGUGCUGCUGAAGUCAUGUGACUCGGAGGUGGCGUUGUGCAGACGGUUAGGAAGGAAGCAGUUGACACAGCGGCCCCAAUGAAAGUCUCCACCACGGGCGGCACCAACUGUUGAAGGGAGAUUAUGUUUUGAGCCGCACCGAGACUUUGGACCGAGAUACUGGAGGAAUCUGGGAGCACAGACAUAAUGCGUGUGGAGUGGUUGGCGUAAAUAGGACACAAGAGUAAAGCAGGACAGGAGUGCAUCUGUGGUCCAGAUGAAGUGCUUGCUGAUAGCCAGUGAGAGUGCCGAGGUCCUCUUCCACUGGACGGACCCGGCAUUUCUGCAGAAUAUCCAAGAAAAGUAUGAGGUGACUCAAGAGGAGGGCCAGAGGCUUCCAGCCUUUGAGGACAGCAUCAGCACUCUGUUCGCUCCUAUGAUUAUCUCCUGCACCACCCUGGUGGACAGGCUGGGAGACAGCUACACCUCCUUCACCACAGAAAACAACCACAUCUAUGUCCUACACCAGUUUGAAGAGUGUCUCUACAUUGCUGUGAAUGGAGAUGGUGAGGAGGGAGAGGAUGAUCUAAGGAGGAAGAUCUAUGUGAUGAAGAAGAUGAUUGAGGUUCUCUUUGGCAUGGUCACCCUCAGCAGUAACCUCCUCCGAAAAGAGCUCCGUCCUCAGGACACGCAGCAACGUGCAAGGCUGUGGAAACAUCUUCAAAGCCUGCUGGAGACGUACAGCCAGCUUCGAGAGAACGACCAGAGCUUCUUAGUAGAGGCAGUGGAGAGGCUGAUCCACCCCGCACUGUGUGAGCAGUGCAUCGAGUUCUUGGAGCGCCGGUUAGUUCAGCAUCUUAACAGCAGUGCGGAGAGAGCAGGAGAGGAGGUGCUGCAUGCCUUCGUCCUGGUCCACACCAAACUCCUCGUCUUCUACUCCACCCGCAGCGCGAGCAAGCUCACCACCUCAGACCUGCUGACCCUCAUUAUCCUGGCACAGAAUAUGUAUCCUAGCAACAUAGACACGGAUGAUCCAGUUCCUGAGGACAUUGAGAAUACAUCCAGUUCUGGUCCUGAAAGUUUCUACACCCCAGAGCCCUCCCCUACAAACAGAGACUCAAGCAGUUCAGCUGACAAGCCACUGAGGGGUAGUACUCCUGUGUUUGAGUUUAUGGACCCAGACAUCCAGAUGGCAGAGGACAGCUUGCAGACCCUGGAAGUUCCUCCUCCCGGCCCUUUAACCCCUCGCAGAGUGUUCUUAGAGGUCUCGAGCAAAGAUGGGCUGUAUCCAAUGAUGCCUCACUCCAUGUACUGUUUGCCACUGUGGCCUGGCAUCACACUAGUGUUGCUAACUAAGAUUCCCACUACUGCAGUAGCCAUGUCAGUGUAUAAGUUUUUGGAGGCAUUCAGCACCCUGGAGAAACGUUUACGUGAAGGCCAGGAAGGUUCUGCUGCUACUAGAGGACCACCGAAUAUACAAGAUGUCCGCAGUAAACUGGAUAAAUUCAUUAAAGUCUUGGGGCCCAGUGAGGUACAGUCUGCACAAUUACAAAAUGUCUGGACUGAGUUCAAGAACAGAGCUUUUGCCAGAGGAGGAUCUGGAUUCAACAAAAAUCUUAUCCCAUGGUGUAAAAAUAUGAAGACCCAGCUGUGUGGCAUAUACCGACAGUGCUUUCUUAUUGACUCCGGACCAGCCGACAUUCCUCGAUGUCUCUCUCCCGGUCUGCAGGAACGAGCCCAGACUAUGGCUCAAGAGAAACUAAUGGACUGGAAGGACUUCCUGUUGGUGAAAAGCAAGAGAAAUAUCACCAUGGUGUCUUACCUGGAGGAUUUCCCGGGCCUCAUCCAUUUUAUCCGUGUGGACCGAUCCACUGGCCAAAUGAUUGCGCCCUCACUCUGCACCACAGAGCGCGGACCAGCAUCGGAACUAGGGAAGGGACCGGUGGCUCAGUUCAUCAAAAGCAAGGUGUGGAGCCUGGUCAGCACAACACGGCACUUUCUCCGGAAGGGUUAUUCCACGGUCACAUUGCGUGAUGGAGACUUUUACUUCUGCUAUUUCCUCUGGUUUGAAAGUGAAACAGGCUACAAGUUGGAGGCAGGAGACAUACCUGUCCUACCUGAUGACUCCGCCCCUAUUGGAAUGCUGGCCUGGGACUACUAUUGGAAGCUGCUGCGGUACUACAGUAAGAAUCAGCAGGGGGAGAUGGUGAAGUGCUACGAGCUGCUGACAGUUCACUUAGGGGUCAUCCCCACCGACAUCAUCCUUCAGCACUGCAGACAGCUGGCAAGCAAACUGUGGGAGCCUUCACGUAAUCCACUGCUGUAGACACACACGUGGAUAGCGUCACAGUAGCCAAGGUACACAUUUACAGUAUUGCCAAGAACAAAACCACAUUUUCUCACUCACUCUAGAUACAUACAACAGCAGGUGUCUGUUUCAUGUUUCCUUAAUUUUCACUGUGUACACCAUUAAAGCACCCUGUUAUAAGCUGAGCUAAGAUGAUUAAUUGGAAGCACUUAAGUUCAUGACUAGCACAACUGUGCACUUAUGCACUAUUAUGCAAUGUGUAUCAAUUAUAUUGACAAUAUUACCCCUUAAUUGUUGUAUAUACUUUGAAUGCUCAAAUAUGACCAUGACCUGUUUCCUAUUUAUUAAUAAUACUAUUGUAUAUGUGGUUGUUAUGUCCCACUUUUUAAAAUUUG